Messenger RNA from Phragmites australis (common reed), 1077 nucleotides. RefSeq lists its product as uncharacterized. Lineage: Eukaryota; Viridiplantae; Streptophyta; Magnoliopsida; Poales; Poaceae. The record is from RefSeq and is a predicted model, not a curated record. The transcript is spliced from 7 exons. The coding region runs from base 223 to 822 and encodes 199 amino acids.
GCCUGUCACCAAACCGCCGCAGCGUAUAUACCACCCUCGUCGCCAGAAAUCCUCUCCAAAGUUCACCACUCCCCCCAUCCGGCCGGCGCCAUCGACCCGGGCGCACCGCACGAGAGGCCGACCACCGAACCCUAGCUCCCCGACCGUCGUCCCGCCGCGAGCUCGCGGGAUCGCCCACCGCCGCGCUGCCCCACUCUCCGUCAUUCACCGCCUGGAUCCGAGAUGGAAUCACUGCCAAUCACAGCUGAAGCUAUUGCUUUUACUGAGAAAAAGAUGGACAUGACUUUGGAGGAUAUUAUCAAGAUGUCAAAGAAAAAUAAUCCUGGAGGCAAGAAACCCCCUAGACAGCCGAUCAAGAAACAUCCAUUCCAGAAUGGCAACUCUAAUCAAGGGAAUGCCAGGGUUCAACGGUUUAUAGAAUCUAGAUCAUCCAUAAGACAAGGGGUUCUUGCACAAAGGAGGUCAAAUCUUGGUGGAAAUCAGUUCCCCGCUACAAAGCAGGCUGCAAAGAAGGCUGCUGCUAUGCCAAUGCACAACAACAGGGCUGUCAGAUGGAACAAGCCAAGUGCGAGUACCUUAGUGCAGAGGAGGCCUGUUGGUGAUGCUUUUCAGAAUGGCAAGGGCAAGGAGGUGCAGAAGCAGGCACCGAGGACAAUGGAUGCGCUCUUUGCGCAAAUGAAGGUGCAGAGGAUGAGGACCAUGCCACAGCAGCAGGCAAAUCCUGCCCCAGGCCGUCAGUUUAACCAGCAGCGACGUGUUCAGCAGCAGCAGCCUCCUCGGCGAGGCAGAGGAUAUGGCGGCCGUAAUGUUGGUAACCAAUGAAUUCAACUACAGUUGUGUGCCGCAUCAAAGCCCUUCAUCUUCGUUGGCUUCUUGGAAGGCAGAAGACCCCUGGAAUGCUAACUUGGCUGCGCUUGUUUCUCAUAUUUUUGUUAUAGAAGCUUGUGGACAGAAUAUUUACUGGAGUUAUAUGCGGUUCUCUAGUUGCCUGCUUCUGUUUCAGCAUGUAAUGACCGAAGGAAUGUAUGGAAAUUAUUUUGAUGCUAGGUUAUGCUAUCUUAUAUUUUUUGUAUUCAA